Helianthus annuus (common sunflower) is the source of this 2313-nucleotide messenger RNA. RefSeq lists its product as uncharacterized. Lineage: Eukaryota; Viridiplantae; Streptophyta; Magnoliopsida; Asterales; Asteraceae. Gene Ontology annotation, biological process: proteolysis. The coding region runs from base 1 to 2313 and encodes 770 amino acids. Gene Ontology annotation, molecular function: zinc ion binding; nucleic acid binding; aspartic-type endopeptidase activity. The transcript has 4 exons. The record is from RefSeq and is a predicted model, not a curated record.
AUGUUCGCUACCGGUCUACUAACCCAUCAGGCGAAAGAUUGGUGGGAUGCGCACAGUAAGGAAGUAGGUGAAGAUAGACUGCAAAUUAUGACUUGGCAAGAGUUCAAGAGGCCCUUCAUGAGAUAUCAUUGUCCUCAGUCGGCUAUCGACAAGAUUCAGGAGGAUUUCUUGCGCCUCCGGCAGAAAAAUGAGUCAGUAAAUGAAAUAUCAAAUGCUUUCAUGGAUAAGAUGAAGUUCUGUGGGGAAUUGGUAACAACCCAAAGAAUGAAGAUAAAUCGUUUCCAUGGCGUGUUAAAGGCAGAAAUUAGAGAGUUCAUCACUCCCUCAAAAUGUGAAACCCUCGAUGAGCUCAUCAAUUUAGCUCGCGAUAGAGAGAUUGAAAUUAAAAGGCAAGAAGAGCGAGGUGAAAAGAGACCAAGCGAAAAGGGUGCAAGUUCUAGUCCGUCUAAAAAGGGGAAAUUUCAGGAUCAAGGAAGGAAGGGUAAGUCGAAAGGUGGAAUUACUCCAUGCAAGACUUGUGGGAAGCUCCAUAUCGGAGAAUGUUUGUUAGGCAAGAAGGGGUGCUUCAAAUGCGGUAAGGAGGGGCAUUCGUCUUAUCAAUGCCCGAACAACCCAAAGACUUGUUUCAAUUGUUUCGAAAAGGGGCAUAUCAAAUCGGAAUGCCCGAAGCUUCAGCAAGAGUCAAAGAAAGAAGAUAAGAAGCAAGAGGGUUCUAGGGCGAAAGGGAGAAUGUUUCAAAUUACAUCUGAAGAAGCCAAAUCCCAGCCGAAUGUGGUCUCAGAUAUCUUUUUAAUAAACUCCAUACUGGUUUAUGUUUUGUUUGAUACUGGAGCCACUAUGUCAUUUAUCUCUAGUGAAGUCGUACAACAUCCUUCCUUUAGGAUUGAACGAAUGUCGAUACCCUUAGAAGUAGAAACAGCAGAUAGUAAAAAUUACUUAUUACACGAAAUAUGUAAGAAUUGUAAAUUAACCAUUGAGGAUGAGGAGUUUGCUAUUGACCUCAUACCUAUGAUCUUGGGGGAAUUUAAAGUAAUAGUGGGUAUGGAUUGGAUGUCUCAAAACCACGCGGAGAUAAAUUGUGAAACCAAAACUAUACUUCUCCAAACUCCAAGUGGAAGGCGAUUAAACAUACAAGGCGAAAGAAAGUUGGAAGCGAAGUUAUGUACUCUCGUUCAAGCUACUAAGUAUGUGCUUAACGGGAGUAGGGCAUAUUUAGCUUACGUGGUAAAUACUCAACAAGGCUCCCCGAAGUUUGAAGAUGUUGAAAUUGUGAACGAAUUUCCGGAUGUGUUUCCGGAGGAAUUGCCGGGACUCCCUCCCGAACGAGAGAAGAUUCAUACAGGAUUUUCAAAGAUAGCCUUACCCUUAACAAAACUGACGAGAAAGAAAGAGAAGUUUGUGUGGGGUAAAGAACAGGAGGAGGCUUUUCAAAUGUUAAAGGAAAAACUAUCUCGUCCCCCGGUCUUGACAUUACCGGAUGGAACUGAAGACCUGGUGGUCUAUUCAGAUGCUUCACACCAGGGAUUAGGCUGUGUUCUGAUGCAAAAGGGAAGAGUUAUCGCUUAUGCUUCACGACAGUUGAAGCCGCAUGAAGUGAACUACCCAACCCACAAUCUAGAAUUAGCAGCGAAAGACCUAAAUAUGAGGCAGCGGAGAUGGUUGGAGCUUAUUAAAGAUUAUGAUUGUGAUAUCCUUUAUUACCCGGGAAAAGCAAAUGUGGUAGCCGAUGCGUUAAGCCGAAAAGAUUAUCUGUCUCCCCUUCGGGUAAAAUCCAAGAAAAUGAUAGUUACGCCACGAUUACUCGAGACGAUACGUGAAUCUCAAAUAAAGUCGCUCGCAGUAGAAGACCUGAGGAGAGAACGAUUAAAAGGUGUAAUCGAUAAACUAGAAGAAAAUUCGACCGGACUUAAGACGCGAUUCGGCCGAAUUUGGAUACCACGAUUCUGCGAAGUCAAGGCCACUCUACUCGACGAUGCACAUAAAUCACGAUAUUCGGUCCACCCCGGGGCUACAAAGAUGUAUCGGGACUUAAAAACCGGUUAUUGGUGGCCGGGCAUGAAGCGUGAUAUAGUUAAAUACGUCGCGAAAUGCUUAACAUGCUCCCAGGUGAAAGCAGAACAUCAAAAGCCGUACGGGAAAUUACAACCCUUGGAGAUACCGUUGAGGAAGUGUCUUGCGGAUGACACAGCAUUAGAACCACUUGAUGAUAUUGAGUUGGACGAGGGAUUGAACUAUGUCGAAAGACCCAUAGCCAUUAAAGACUUCAAGGUAAAGAAUCUCCGCAAGAAAACUGUUAGACAAGUGUUGGUAUAA